ACCACUUUCCUGAAUUGCUAACCUAACAAAAUUGCAGGCGGAUACUUCAAUGGAGAAUCCCAAAAUUAAAUCCGCCAUUUUCAGCAUAUCUUUCCUUCAACCCUCUUCUUCUUCUUCUUCCUCUCUCUACAUUUCUCUCUUUAACUAGAAUUUCUAUUCGUACCUUCAAAAAUCUUUCCCAAUAUCUCCAAUGUCUUCUUGUUCUUCUUCAUCUUCUCCUUUACACUUUCCUCUUCAUAAACCCAUCAACAAACACAACCCCAUUUCACCAAAUUCCGCACUAUUUUCACCACCAAAACAAAGGGGAAAAUUUACCAUUAGAUGUGAAUCACUAGAAUUGAAACCCAAAUCACCGCCCACAAAUGGGCCACCACCGUAUCCGGGUGGAAUGGGUCCGUUUACGGGUCGAGAUCCGGCAGUGAAGAAACCAAGCUGGUUAAGACAAAAAGCCCCACAAGGGGAAAAAUAUGAAGAGGUGAAGGAAACAUUAUCUGGGCUUAAACUUAACACAGUAUGUGAAGAAGCUCAGUGUCCAAAUAUUGGAGAGUGUUGGAAUGGUGGUGGAGAUGGUAUUGCUACAGCUACAAUUAUGUUAUUGGGUGAUACGUGUACACGUGGCUGCAGAUUCUGUGCUGUUAAGACUAGUAGAAAUCCUGCUCCUCCUGAUCCUUUCGAACCUGUUAACACUGCUAAGGCUAUUGCCUCUUGGGGCGUGGAUUACAUUGUCUUAACUAGUGUUGAUCGUGACGAUUUACCUGAUGGAGGGAGUGGCCACUUUGCUGAAACAGUCAAAGCCAUGAAGUUGCUCAAGCCUGAUAUCAUGGUGGAGUGUUUAACAUCUGAUUUCCGUGGUGAUCUAAGUGCUGUUUCUACUCUAGUUCACUCUGGAUUAGAUGUUUUUGCGCACAACAUUGAAACUGUGAAACGACUUCAACGUAUUGUUAGAGAUCCUAGGGCAGGGUAUGAACAAAGUCUAUCUGUGCUUAAACAUGCAAAACUCGAUAAGGAAGGGAUGAUAACAAAAACUUCUAUAAUGUUGGGACUUGGUGAAACUGAUGAUGAGUUGAAGGAAGCCAUGGCUGAUUUAAGGGCCAUAGAUGUUGAUAUUUUGACUCUCGGUCAGUAUUUACAGCCAACCCCAUUACAUCUUACCGUCAAAGAAUAUGUUACCCCUGAAAAGUUUGCUUUUUGGAAGGACUAUGGAGAGUCUAUUGGCUUCCGUUAUGUUGCGAGUGGCCCCGUGGUUCGAUCCUCCUACCGAGCAGGAGAACUAUUUGUUCAGACUAUGGUAAAAGAGAGGACCAGAAAUGCAUAAAGUAUCAUAAUAGUUUGAUGUAUCUUCUUCUCAUACAGACAAUACAGAAGCUGCAAUCAAAAUUCUUUUUGAGUUAUUGAUGAUUAUGACGACCUCUGAACACACAAUACUCUGUAGUCACAGCUUUGCGUUAAAAGGCCAAUUUUGCCUGUGAUUGUUGAACUAUUUUCUUUUUUCAAUUACAUUCAGUUGAUUCUGUAUACAAACUAGAAGGGAAUUUUUUUGUUAAAUCAAUUUUUAUUGCUAGUAGAUGUUUUUAAAGCU
Molecule: messenger RNA, 1579 nt
Organism: Nicotiana attenuata
Lineage: Eukaryota; Viridiplantae; Streptophyta; Magnoliopsida; Solanales; Solanaceae
Product: lipoyl synthase, chloroplastic
Exons: 6
Coding region: 191-1315 (374 amino acids)
Biological process (GO): lipoate biosynthetic process
Cellular component (GO): mitochondrion; chloroplast
Molecular function (GO): 4 iron, 4 sulfur cluster binding; lipoate synthase activity
Source: RefSeq, a predicted model, not a curated record